Nematocida parisii ERTm1 is the source of this 1968-nucleotide messenger RNA. Its product is annotated as trehalase. The record is from RefSeq and is a predicted model, not a curated record. The transcript has a single exon. Lineage: Eukaryota; Fungi; Microsporidia. Gene Ontology annotation, biological process: trehalose catabolic process. Bases 1 to 1968 code for a protein of 655 amino acids. Gene Ontology annotation, molecular function: alpha,alpha-trehalase activity.
AUGCCAAUGGCAAUGAUGUGCCUUGGGGGGCUAGUAAUGUGCGCAGACACAGAGAACGAAAUAAGUACAGAAAAAAUACUUAAAUCAUCGCUUAUAGAGUCAGAGCACACGCAUCUCUAUAAAAAAGCAAAAAGCAUGUCUGAAAGCUAUCCCAGGAUAUACCAAACUGAGACAACCAAUGAGAUUUGGAAUUUAUUUGUAGAUUUAUGUUUCUAUACGGGAAGGAAGGAUCCAAAGACCAUUCCUGAUCUUGUAUCUAAUAGGCCGUAUGAGCAGGUGUUGACAUACCAUCAAGAUAUAGACAUGGAAGAAAAGAAUGUAUCAGAACAAACUGAUAAAAUACUUGAACUAUACACUAAUUACUUCAAGUUGCCGGAAAAUACUAUUUCUGCACAGAAGCCCACAGAGGAUUCAGAUGAAAGUAUAAACUGCUAUGAAAAAAUGAACAUUGGGAUAAAGAAAAUUUGGGACUGCUUGACAAAGGAUCUAAGAGAAAAAGAGCCCAAAGAGUACUUUGACAGCAAAAUACCACAGAAAAACGAUGUUGUAGUGCCGGGAGGAAGGUUUCAAGAGGCUUACUAUUGGGACUUUUUCUGGAUGGCAAAAGGACUGCUUAUUAGUGGAAAAGAAAAAGCAGUUGAUGGUAUGACUAGUAACUUCAUAGACCAAAUAAAUGCAUUUGGGUUUAUUCCAAAUGGCACGCGAUGGUACUAUAUAAACAGGUCGCAGCCCCCAUACUUUGCACAAAUACUGCUUGACUCAAUGGAUGAGUUUAAAAAGCUUAAAGACAUUGUAUCAAACCAUUCAAGAGCAGCGAGCCAAAAAUCAAACCCAGAGACUAGUGCAGAUUAUAUGAACCUAGUAGUUUCUCAGCCAUUGAUUAAAGAAUACCAGCCAGCAUACCUGGAUGACUUAGAAAAACAACUUACGAAGGAGAAGGUAGAUGCGCUUUACAAAGAAAUGAAAUUCUGGGUAGACAGCAGAUGCGUUGAGUUUAAAGAUGAAAGCGGCCAAAGCCGGAGAAUGUUUCGAUAUGGUAGCAAGACAGCCAUACCAAGGGUAGAAAUGCUUAUUCCCGACUUAAUUUCAAAUGAAAACUAUCAGACAACAAAUAAAUCCGCCGGGCCAUUUGAAUACUACACACAUAUAACAGCUAGCACUGAGUCUGGAUGGGACUUUUCCAGCAGGUGGAGACAAUACAACACGGAUACAAAAAUGUAUGGAUUUUUAAAUACACAUAAUGUCAUACCAGUAGAUUUAAACAGCAUACUUGUAAAGAAUUUUAACAUUCUAGCAGAAAUAUACAAUAUUAAUGAGUACAAAAGUGUUGAACAGAAUAUAUACUGGAAAAAUCUUGCAAACAGCUUGUCUUCAUGCAUUGAUGAUUUAAUGUGGGAUGCAGAGCACACAAGAUGGAGAGAUUUAAUAUUAAUGGAAAAAGAAAACGACUACCAUUAUAAGAAAAGAGAAGACAGUGUAUUCUACCAUAGUGACCUACAUCCGCUGUAUAUGGGCAUAGUAAAUGAUCCAAAUAAUCACAUUCUUAGCAGAAAUGCGAAAAAUAUUUGGAUAUCAGAAGAUGUUAUGCUACCAUGUACAAGCACGAGAGAAUAUACAGAAGAAAGUGCACAAGACAGCCUAUGCGGCAUGCUUCAAAAAACUGCAGAGGCCGCGCUAAUACAUCAGAAUGAAAUAAAAGACCAAUGGGAUGGCAAAAACGUAUGGCCGCCUCUGGUGCAUCUAACAAUAGAAUAUUUGAUUAGAUCAAAUAAUAUAGAUCUUGCACAGCGCACAGCACAGAGCUAUAUGGCCAAAAUGAAUGAGUAUUACAUAGCGCACGGCAAUCUUCCAGAGAAGAUAGAGUAUGAAGCCAAGAACACUGGCGAGUAUAAGGUGCAGAAAGGAUUUGGCUGGAGUAUUGGGGUAGCCCAGUGGAUAUACUAUAUAUUUGAUAAUAAUUUUAAGUAA